GAGUAUGAGGGUGAACGCAAUGCAGAAGGCGAACGACAUGGAUCUGGAAAAGCAUAUCUACCCAAUGGUGACACAUACAAUGGAGAAUAUGAACAUGGUUUAAGAAAUGGGCAGGGGACCUACAGAUUUAAAAAUGGUGCUUGCUACAUUGGACAAUAUCUUCAAAACAAAAAGCAUGGCCAGGGCAUUUUUUUUUAUCCAGAUGGAUCAAAAUAUGAAGGACACUGGGUGGAUGACCAGAGACAUGGCUAUGGACAGUAUACAUAUGCAAAUGGAGACACCUAUACUGGAGAAUGGUUUAACCACAAUAGGCAUGGACAAGGUAUAUACGUCCAUAAAGACACAGGAUCUAGGUACGUUGGUGGCUGGGUAAAUGGAAACCAGGAAGGAGAAGGUGAACUUAUCCACCUAAACCAUAGAUUUAAGGGCAAGUUUUUGAAUGGAAAUCCUGUAGGUCGUGGGAAAUAUGUCUUUGAUAUUGGAUGUGAGCAGCAUGGUGAAUACAUACAAUCAGAGCAGGAUAAAGGAGAGGGAGAAGGAGAGGGAGAAGAAGAGGAAGAUCCCUCAUUACUUGUUGCACCAAAAUGGAAAGUGUCAGAAAUUACCAAAUUAACAUUCUGGACUCCCCAUGGGGAAAACCCACCUUCUCCCAGAAAAGCCUCCCUCGUGGCAGCAGCAGCAGCAGAAUCAGUGGAAGAAAAAGAAGCAGCACCACCAGUAGUCGAAGAGGGGAAAAUACCAACCAUUGCAGUCACUGAUGAGUCUGCUGAGGGUAGGGAUGAUGAGCCUUCUCUUCAUGAAGUAUCCGGUGAAGUUUUUAGCCCAUCAAGGGAUGCAGGAGAGGAAGAUGAGGGAAGCAGAGAUGAAGAAGAAAACAACGAUCCGGAAGAUCAAGGAACUACCAGUUUAGAGGAAAAGGAGGAUGAAUCAAAGGAAGCAGAGUAA
This is a messenger RNA of Pterocles gutturalis (yellow-throated sandgrouse), 945 nucleotides long. It is a transcript of the gene RSPH1, whose product is annotated as radial spoke head 1 homolog (Chlamydomonas). The record is from RefSeq and is a predicted model, not a curated record. Gene Ontology annotation, biological process: axoneme assembly; spermatid development. Gene Ontology annotation, cellular component: motile cilium; nucleus. The transcript is spliced from 8 exons. NCBI's taxonomy places the organism in Eukaryota, Metazoa, Chordata, Aves, Pterocliformes, Pteroclidae. The annotation marks the transcript as partial.